AUGUGCCUCAACAUUGUCGACCCGGCGCUCUACGCGGGCCUCGAUACCGCCGACGAUAUCGUCGUCUUCCUCCACAGCGCGCCUGGACGCUCCGAUCGCCGCUCCUCAGCGUUCGUUGGCGAAACCUUCCCGAACCGCGUACAAAAGCGCAUGCCAAAGUCGUUGCGUCCCCUGUUUCCCGCGGCCAACGAGGUCGUCUUGUGCCGACGUACGUGGGUUGAAAGCGACCACCGCACCACGUUCGUGUCGCAUCAAGUGCUCUGUCAAGUGCAGGCGUUCGACUUCCACGACGUCGUCGACGUCGAGGCCGUGCUCCAGUGCUUCGAGAGAUUCGAUCGCGUCAACUUGGUCGUCGACACCCUCCUCACGCACACCGAGGUGGUGUUGCGGUCGUCGGUGGCACAUCGCUUGCGCCUCCGCGCGCGUAAUGCGUCGCAACCCAGUGCGCUCAAGGUGCUCUCAUGGUUCUUUAUCAACGAGAGCACGGGCGGCAUCCUUUCGACCACCGACGUGUUUUGCAGCAAGACGAUGCCUUCGAUGCCUCUCUCCACGGCACGCGGCUGGGCAUGCUACCGCCCAAGUGAGACCGAGGCGGUCGCUGCUGCAGUCGCGGCCAACGAUGCCCGCCAAGCCAUGGUCGAUGCCUCACUGCAUUUUCAGUAG
This is a messenger RNA of Saprolegnia parasitica CBS 223.65, 663 nucleotides long. RefSeq lists its product as hypothetical. Lineage: Eukaryota; Oomycota; Saprolegniomycetes; Saprolegniales; Saprolegniaceae. The record is from RefSeq and is a predicted model, not a curated record. The coding region runs from base 1 to 663 and encodes 220 amino acids. The transcript has 5 exons.